AAACGCCGGUAAUUUAAUUUGUACUCUGUUCGUGUGUAGUUUAUUUGUCAAAGCGAAGAAAAUAAAUACGCAGAUUUUUUCAAUUCUCAGGCGACUUAUAUAUUCUAACUGUGCAAGACAAACGUUGUUGUAGCAAGUCCGUGUAUGACUUGCAACAAAAUGCGCAAGUUAUUUAUACUUUUUGUGGCUUUCGCCGCUGCAUGCGCCAGUGGGAUUACCAGGGUUCCACUGUAUCGCAUGCAAUCGGUACGCAAACACUUCCACGAAGUUGGUACUGAGCUGCAGCAGGUCCGACUGAAGUACGCCGUCUCCGGACCAGCGCCUGAACCGCUCUCAAACUAUCUUGACGCACAAUACUAUGGACCCAUUUCCAUUGGUAACCCUCCGCAGACGUUCAAAGUUGUGUUCGAUACGGGAUCGUCAAACUUAUGGGUGCCGUCAAAGAAAUGCCAUUUCACAAAUAUUGCUUGCUUGUUGCACAACAAGUAUGACAGCAGCAAGUCGCGGUCGUACAUCAAGAAUGGAACCUCCUUCGCUAUACACUACGGCUCCGGCAGUCUCUCUGGCUACCUCUCACAGGAUGACGUCACCGUGGGCGGGCUGACGGUGCGCGGGCAGACGUUCGCGGAGGCGCUGUCGGAGCCGGGGCUGGCCUUCGUCGCUGCCAAGUUCGAUGGCAUCCUCGGCAUGGCCUUCAAGAGCAUCGCAGUGGACGGUGUAACUCCAGUGUUUGACAACAUGGUGUCCCAGGGUCUGGUGCAGCCUGUCUUCUCCUUCUAUCUUAACAGGGACCCGAGCGCGGCGCAGGGCGGGGAGAUCAUCCUGGGCGGGUCGGACGCGGCGCACUACCGCGGCAACUUCACCUACGUGCCCGUGCAGCCCACCUACUGGCGCUUCCGCAUGGACAGCGUCUCGCUCGCCGGGCACACCUUCUGCGCCAAGGGAUGUUCUGCGAUCGCGGACACGGGCACGUCGCUGAUCGGCGGGCCGGUGGCGGAGGUGGGGUUCGGUAAGACGGUGUGCCUGUCAGGGUUCAUGGGGCUGGACAUCCCGCCCCCCAACGGCCCGCUCUGGAUCCUCGGCGACGUCUUCAUCGGCAAGUACUACACGGAGUUCGACGUCGCCAACAAGCGCCUCGGCUUCGCCACCGCCGUGUGAGCCCGCACUAAUGAAACAGCUUAGUGUAGUAAAUAAAUCCUUAUAUUUUACACGCUAGAAAUAUUCUGAAUCUCUUAAUUAAUUUGUUAAUACUAUAAUAAAAUAUUGCUUUUCCUCCAAAUUUUAAUAAAUAUAAUAAAAAUGAAAAAACAGAUAAUUUGAGAACUGACUUUUUUAACGGUAUGACGUCAUUACUGUUUAUUAGUAAAGUAGUGUUUACUAGAUAUAAAAAUGUAAAGGAUUCCUUUAGUAGAUAUUUUAUAUAAUUACUGUGUCUAGAAUCUGCAGUUUAAGUCAAAAGUGCUUCUUUAAUUGUAAUUUAGUGCUUGUUUUUUCAGAACAAAUUGUUCAUUAUGUAAGCAAUAUUAUUCCAUAUAUUUAAAUUGUUACUGUGAAUUUAAAACAAGAAUUUCUACCAAAGAUUACUUUCAUAUUUUGAAAGUUAACCUCAAAAUCUAAUGUAACUAAAAUGUUUUUUUGUUAUUAUAUAAAACUUUCUAACAUUUGUCAUUUUUUUUGUCACAUCAAUGUACUAAUAUAAAUGAUUUUUAUUUUCAAAUUGUUUUCUUUACUCGAAUUUUUUUGUAGUUUUUUCUCAUUUUUGUAUCCCUUUUCGGCUCUCUACACCCUGAUUUUGAAACCACGAUAUAAUGUAAAGUUGUAUUAAUUUAGUUUGUCAAUUU
Papilio polytes (common Mormon) is the source of this 1841-nucleotide messenger RNA. It is a transcript of the gene CatD, whose product is annotated as lysosomal aspartic protease. The record is from RefSeq and is a predicted model, not a curated record. Gene Ontology annotation, molecular function: aspartic-type endopeptidase activity. Gene Ontology annotation, biological process: cell death; proteolysis. Gene Ontology annotation, cellular component: lysosome. NCBI's taxonomy places the organism in Eukaryota, Metazoa, Arthropoda, Insecta, Lepidoptera, Papilionidae.